AUGACAAUCAGAGGACAGGAACUCAAGCAAGUUGAGAAGUUUGUUUACUUGGGAAGUGUAGUAACAGCAGACAGGAGGCAAAUUGAAGAUAUACAAAGAAGAAAACUAGGAGCAGCAAGAGCUUUUGAGGUUCUGAGAAAAAACGAGAGUGACAUUAGCUACGACUGCAACGACAAUGACUCAGACCCAUCACCAAGGUACGACAAACAGUUUUCAAACUCCCAUGGCACCCGGUGUGCCAGAGAAAUAGUCAUGAUGCCAAAUAACAGGAAGUGUGGUGUUGGAGUCGCCUUUGGUGCACAUGUAGCAGGCGUGAGGAUGUUGGACGAUCCAGUGAGUGACGUUGUCGAAGGACUAUCUCUAGAAUGGCCAGUGGGCAAAGCAGACAUCAUCUCCUGUUCUUGGGGGCCCACUGAUGACGGCCGCAGAGUCGAAGGUCCUGGAAGGUUAGCUAACAUAGCACUGCAGAAAGUGGUGACUGAGGGACGAAAUGGCAAGGGCAUAGUGUACGUUUGGGCUGUGGGAAAUGGCGGAUCGGCAGGGGACGACUGUAACUGUGAUGAGUACACCUCCAGCAUCUACACUCUCAGUAUAAGCAGUGCUUCUGAGACUGGGCUCUUCCCUUGGUAUGGGGAGAGAUGCUCGUCCACUUUGGCAGCUGCCUACUCUUCAGGGGUGUACACAGAUCAGAAAAUAGCAACUACUGACCUGCGCAAUAGUUGCACUGACAAAUUCUCUGGGACAUCUGCGACAGCUCCUCUAGCAGCUGGGAUCUUCGCUCUGGCACUGGAAAUGAAUCCAGAACUGACGUGGAGGGACAUUCAACAUGCAGUAGUCUGGAGCUCGGAAUGGGCCCCUCUGGGGCAUAACAGUGGUUGGCUCACAAACGCAAAAGGUCUCAAGUACAACUUGCGAUUUGGGUUUGGACUCUUAAGUGCAGACAGUCUGGUUCAGACAGUCAGGAACUGGUCAGUCGUCCCACAAAAAGCUAUGUGCACAGUCGGGCUGACAUCAAGGGAAAAUGGGACUUUACAAACAGGGAAGUCUGUCGUGCUGGAGUUCAGUUCCACAGGAUGUGAGGGUACUGAAGAUGAAAUUAGGUCCCUGGAGCAUGUUCAAGUCAUCGUGAACAUCAGCUACACAAGGAGAGGAGCCUUAUCAAUCUCACUAACAAGUCCCUCAGGGACACGGACAGGCCUACUAAAUGAAAGGGCAGAUGACGACUCUCUGAAAGGUUUCCACGACUGGGCUCUGAUGUCUGUGCACACGUGGGGUGAAGAUCCCAGGGGUAUUUGGAGGCUUGAAGUCGCUGACAUGACAUCUAAAGACGAACACGGAACAAUUGGGGAGAUGAAGCUGGUCAUUCACGGCACAAAGGAGAACCAGGAAAAUGCAGCAGACAGCAAAAGAAACGAAGGAGCCAUGGCAGGAGGCCUCCUCACGGCAGAAGCUCUGAGAACCUUGCCCUGGGAGAAGUUGAUGGAACUUUUCCAGCGUCAACGGUGA
Macrobrachium nipponense is the source of this 1506-nucleotide messenger RNA. Its product is annotated as neuroendocrine convertase 1-like. Gene Ontology annotation, cellular component: neuron projection; membrane. The record is from RefSeq and is a predicted model, not a curated record. Gene Ontology annotation, biological process: peptide hormone processing. Gene Ontology annotation, molecular function: serine-type endopeptidase activity. The coding region runs from base 1 to 1506 and encodes 501 amino acids. The transcript is spliced from 10 exons. NCBI's taxonomy places the organism in Eukaryota, Metazoa, Arthropoda, Malacostraca, Decapoda, Palaemonidae.